This is a messenger RNA of Trematomus bernacchii (emerald rockcod), 2087 nucleotides long. RefSeq names its product inositol polyphosphate-5-phosphatase Ka (gene inpp5ka). The coding region runs from base 147 to 1625 and encodes 492 amino acids. NCBI's taxonomy places the organism in Eukaryota, Metazoa, Chordata, Actinopteri, Perciformes, Nototheniidae. Gene Ontology annotation, molecular function: phosphatidylinositol-3,4,5-trisphosphate 5-phosphatase activity; phosphatidylinositol-4,5-bisphosphate 5-phosphatase activity; inositol bisphosphate phosphatase activity. The transcript has 14 exons. Gene Ontology annotation, biological process: negative regulation of phosphatidylinositol 3-kinase/protein kinase B signal transduction; phosphatidylinositol dephosphorylation; negative regulation of glycogen biosynthetic process. The record is from RefSeq and is a predicted model, not a curated record. Gene Ontology annotation, cellular component: ruffle; endoplasmic reticulum; cytoplasm.
GCGGAAACAACAACACUAGCUUCUGUCCUGCGGUUUGUUUACUGUCUGUUUUCAAAGUGUAGAAACUAAACCAGAGAAAACAGGAACUACCAAAGUAUAUCGAGGAGUACACGAAACGCUUCCUCACGUUUACAGGUGUGGAGAUCAUGGAGGAGAAUGAGGAUCAGACAGACCUCACUUUGAGGAGAGGAAACUUCCAUGGAGACAGCUUCAGGCUCCACAUGGUGACGUGGAACGUGGCCACAGUGGAUCCCCCGGAUGAUUUAACCUCUCUCCUCCAUCUGAACGACCCAGAAGGCCCGGAUCUCUACGUUAUUGGUCUGCAGGAGGUGUUCUCAGGGCCGUGGAGGUUCGUGUCGGACACGAUAUUCGACGACCCCUGGAGUCAAGUGUUCAUGUCCACUUUGGCUCCACUAAAUUACGUUAAGGUUUCCUCUGUCAGGUUGCAGGGUCUUCUUCUGCUUUUCUUCUGCAAACUGGAGCAUCUUCCCUUCAUCAGAGACAUCCAGGCCACUUACACCCGCACAGGCAUCUAUGGCUACUGGGGUAAUAAAGGUGGAGUUUCUGUCCGUUUUUCUUUCUACGGUCACAUGCUCUGCUUCCUAAACUGCCACCUGGCCGCUCACAUGAACUACGCCUCAGAGAGGGUGGAUGAGUUCGAGUACAUCAUGGACAAACUGGCUUUCGACUGUGAAAAAGCUCCAAAAAUAGCGGACCACAAGCUGGUGUUCUGGUUUGGAGAUCUGAACUUCAGGAUUCAGGAUCACGGCAUGCACUUUGUCCGCUCCUGCAUCGAACAGCAGAACUACAGCCUGCUGUGGAGCAAAGACCAGCUGACGAUGAUGAAGAAGAAGGAGCAGCUGCUGCAGGAGUUUGAUGAAGGGCCUCUGGACUUUCAACCCACCUACAAGUUUGACCUAAACUCAGACAAUUAUGACAGCAGGCUCUACAGGAACUGGUUUGGCUUUAACGGUAAGAAGCGUAAACCGGCCUGGACCGACAGGAUUCUGUGGAGGCUGCGACCCGCUGAGGAGGAAGAGGGAAACUCUGCUCUGGAGGUGGAAGAGGAAGAGGAGGAAGAGGAGGAGGAGAAGGAGGAAGAGGAGGAGUUCCCGCUGAAGAUCAGGCAGGAUCUGUACACCUGCAACAUGGAGUUCAGCAUCAGCGACCACAAACCAGUCACCGGGGUCUUCACUCUGGAGCUGAAGAAGAGGUUCACUGCUCCUCUGGUGCGUGUGAAGGCAGAAGGAGAGUGGAGUUCAGAGCUCGACGCGGUGGUUCUGUACCGAGCGAUGCAGCCGUUCCCCUCCAGCUCCUGGGACUGGAUCGGACUCUUUAAGGUGGGGUUCAGCAGCGUGACGGACUACAUCACCUACACCUGGGUCAAAGACGACGAGAUGAACUCCAGUGAGGAAGCCACUCAGGUGUAUGUGAGUAAAGAGGAGAUCCCUGUGCGGGGGGGCGAUUGUGUGUUGUGUUACUACAGCGGUGCUCUGCAGUGCGUCAUCGGAGUCAGUGAACCAUUCAAGGUCCUUGCUUCGAAGGUAGCCAUCGAGGAAGGCUUUUCUCCGGAGAGGAUCAACGAUCUGGAUCAAAUCGUAGCGGGCGAAGAUUUCUAUCAGUGAUCGUCAGUGUGGUACGAUCCAGAUCCAGAUCCAGAGAAACACAGCAGGAUGUUUAACCUCACUGUGAUUCCCUUUAGGCAGAAUGAUUGCCUGUUUAUGCUGUUACAUUUCCUCUGACCUCUGACACUGUGACUCAGGGUCACUUCACUCCUUUGAAAAUGAGACUUUCUCUACAUGUUGAGAAGUCCUUCAACAAGUGGCUUAAUCCCUGAGGAGAGGUUUUCUAUGGAAACUUAGAUUUAAAUUGGUUAAACAGAAAGAGCUUUGAUUUUGAUUUAAUGUUUGAGGUAAUGAGGAAUGGGAGGAAACAGAAAGUGAGGUAUGUUGUCGGAUGUGUUUAGAUUAAGCAUGUUUCAACACAUGUAAAUGCUGUGUAAACUCUGUGUGUUUAUUAUGAAUAUGUAAUUAGAUUGGAAAGGUGAAAGCACUCGACUGCUGCUGUAAUGAGAGGAAAAAGGGAGC